UCCUUUAUCAACUACAAUAUUCACCAUAUAAUUAAUUUGAAUUAGGCAAAGACUCCAUUAUACCAAUAGCCCUUUCAUACUUGUAUUCCACCCAUAAUCAAUUGGCAAAGACUGGGCCUUCUUCAACCCAUAAUACCAAUAGAGACCCACCUCGUGCCUAUGGUUCUAAAAACAGAGUGCCAAGCCCUUUUGUCCCACAAAAGAAAAGAAAGGCUGUUCAACAGAGUAAUGAAAUUGAAGGCGGAGAACAGGGGACUCCCUCCUCUGCUUACAAUGCGCGGGAAAGGAACGAAGGCGCGGAGGAAGAUGAUCCAGAAAUUCCUCCGGGAUUUGAAAAGAAUUUGUCUGUGGUUCCAGUGGCCGACUCCAAGCCACCCAAGGCGCCAUGAAUGCGAUUGUGUGGAAUUGUAGGGGAUUCAGAGAGAACCCUACAGUUCGUCAGCUGCGAAAGAUGGUUCGGAAAUUCAGUCCAUCUAUUGUGUUUCUGUCCGAAACUAAGAAGGAGUCCUACACGGAGCAAAAGAGGAAGAGUAUGAGGUUUGCCGAAAGGUUCUAUGUGAGCCCGGUGGAGAGAGCAGGAGGUCUAGCUUUGUGGUGGGUGGCUGGUCUUCCCAUCCAAAUACUGGAUAGUAGCUGUUAUUUCAUUGAUGCUUUUGUUGAUUUUAAUGGUGGUUUUUAUAUUACUUUUGUCCAUGCCCCAACUGAUCCGGCUAUCCGGAGGGAAUUUUGGAAUCAGAUUAGCAACCUUAGAAGUAGUAUUGAUGAAAAAUGGGUUGUCAUAGGGGAUAUGAAUGCGGUUCGUUUUUCAGAUGAAAAGGUAGGAGGGGGACCUCUUAGAAAUGAUUAUGUAUUUCCUUUUAAAGCUUUUGUUGAUGAGAAUGCACUUAUGGAGAUUGGUUACAAGGGCUACCCCUACACUUGGAAAAAUAAUCAGGAGGGUCAACGUAGAAUUGAUGAGAGGCUCGACAGGGCUCUAUGUUCAGCAGCUUGUUCUCUACGUACAGUGAGUCUAUCGUGUAUCAUGAGCUGCCAAUUGAGUCGGAUCACAGCCCGUUGAGAUUGGAAUUCGAGGGACCAAAAAGAAAAGCUAAAAAGUCGUUCCGCUUUGAUGCUAGAUGGCUCCAAAGUGAGGAAUGCUACGAAAUUGUGAACCGAAAUUGGGAUGAAGGAGGACUCUGCCAAGAUCGUAUGACAAAAUGCGAGAAAGAAUUGGAGAAAUGGGCGAAGCAGAUGUACCUUGAUCAGAAUAAGAUAGUGUGUGAGAUUCAGAAAAGGAUUGAGGAAAUUCUCCUCAUGGAACAAACUCAGGACAUCAUUGAUGAGGAAAAAAGCAUUAUGAAUGAAUUGGUGGCGAUUUGGAAGGAUGAAGAACUUUUCUGGCGCUAAAGGUCAAGGAUUGGUUGGCUUCAAGAAGGAGAUCAAAAUAACAAUUUCUUUCAUUCUUCAACUGCUCACAGGAAACAGAGGAACAAGAUAGUUUCACUGAAGGAUGAAGGUAGAAAUUCAAUUACACAUCCGGCUGAAAUAUCCUCCCAUGUUACUGGAUUCUAUAAAUCUCUAUUCACCAAAUCGGAUCAAAUUGAGAAUGACUCCUUGCAGGACUUCCCUCAUCUUGGUCACUAGGACAAUCCGUUAGUACAUUCAGCACGUUAACUAACACCAUCAAAGAAUUGGACGGAAGAGACAAUUUUUUGUAUUUCGCCAAAAGUGGCUAUAUUUGGCCAAACCAUCAAAGUUUUGACUACACAGGUGUAUUUUGCCUAAAAUCUGUGCUGCAACUUAUUUUGUGUAGACAGAAGUGACAUGUUAUACCCAUAAGUUUUUAUAUGAAUUCAUUAGUUUAUAUGUUUCUAAAUUAGUAUCGAUUUUACCAGUUGUAAUUGCAGGUGUAGAAAAUGCAUUUUCAUCAUUGGGAAGGUGACGAAACUAGGAUUUGGCUUUUCGAAUUGGUUUUAUUUUGUGACUGCGAGAAGACAAUAAAUUAAACAAAAUAGUAAAAAUGAUAUUUUUGAUAUUAUCAUAGUAUCAAUUUUCAUCCAUAUAAUACUAAAUUUUAGAAAUAAAAGACUUAAAAAACCAUAUUGAAUUAUUGAUAUUGCAAAAUUAAGAAAUCGUAAGAUGAAAACUAAACGAGCAAUUAUUGAGAUAUAUUAAAAUUGAAAAGAGAAUUACAAUAAAAACUAUAUCCAAGGGGUUCUGAACUCACAAUCAAAAGGAGUAAACAGUGGGUUCUCACUGGGCUCAUUGCCUUCGCCUUCAUAUUUCAUGUUUGCACAAUGAACAUUUUUAUACAAA
This is a messenger RNA of Linum trigynum, 2295 nucleotides long. The record is from the annotation of a GenBank genome assembly. NCBI's taxonomy places the organism in Eukaryota, Viridiplantae, Streptophyta, Magnoliopsida, Malpighiales, Linaceae.